UACAUGAGACAUAGUCUCAACCAUAUUUAUUUUAGAAUAUGAACUUGCUUUACUAUUUCAAGUGAAUUCUAGGAGAUUCAGCUGUGUUUAUAUGGCAAGGCAAUUUAGUUGGCCAAGAUGGGAUCUACUAAUUCCAACCCUUAUGAAGAACAAACUGGAUUGGUCAGUUAUGUGUUGAUUACUGCUGGAUGAUAACAUGUGAUUAAGAUGGGAAAAAGAAAAGGAAAUUACUGUGGAAGGGCUGAGUCGAUGUCCUUCCAGCAAGUGUAUUAGACGUGAAGACCAGCAAGAGUAUUAGAACUUGCACCCAAAAGUUGAGUGGAAAAGACUUAUUUUUUUGUUCCAGUGUACAAGUAGUUCAUGUUUUAGAAAUAGACUGUAGCCUAAAAUUUCAGUAGAAUGCAGGGUGCAUUUUCUCAUAGAAAUAAAGAUAUAAAUUACAGAUAGUUGCUUAGGGCAGCCUACAGAUUUCUCCUUCAUGCAGAACAUACAGGAAGUAUUCUGUAUUGGCAAUAAAUAAAAUGGAAAUAACAGAAAAAUAAAAAUAAAUACAAUUCUUAAUUAUGCUAACAUUAAAAAUGUACUUAAAUAACUAUAUAGAUAUAGAUAUAUAGAGAGAACCAUGUAGAAAAUGCUUAUGAUUUAAAGUAUAAAGCAAGAAACAGGUUGGCUGUGGUGGCUCACAUCUAUAAUCCUAGCACUUCGGGAGGCCAAGGCAGAUAGAUUGUUUGAACACAGGAGUUCGAGACCAGCCUGGGAAACAUGGCAAAACCUUGUCUCUACAAAAAAAAUACAAAAAUUGGUUCAGCGUAGUGGCGCACCCAGGAGGCUGAGGUGGGAGGAUCACCUGAGACCCGGAGGUCAAGGCUGCAGUGAGCUGUGAUUGUGUGAUUGCAUCACUGAGCUCUAGCCUGGGUGGCAGUGAAACCCUGCAGAAAAAAAGAAAAGAAAAGGAAUAGAAAAGAGAAGAGAAAAGAAAAAAAGUCCUAUACACACAAUGAAUAUAACUAUAAACACAUAAGUAGAUAUGAUGAGAAAUCAGUAUACAAGAAUCAGUCAACAUGAUGGGAUUUACAAUUAACUUUUUCUCUUUCGGAAUGCCCAUAAUGUUAAACUACUAGCAUUUCUUUAAAUUCAUCUUUUAAAAUGUUAUACACACACACACACACACACAUAUGUCAAAAUUUAAAUAUAAAUAUUGAGACCUGAUAAUAUGAACUCAGUUUCUAUCUCUUAAAUUAGCCCCUUAAGACCAUCACUCAACCAGAAACUCUGGCUGUGAGUCCUGCAGGCAACUUGGGCUUUCCCUUCCCCACCUACUCACUGCCCAUGUCACUGCCAGUCACCAGCUGCUCCUUAUUCUGCAAACCAGGUCAGUGCACUCAGCCACACCUUUCUGCAUUCAGCACAGGUGGCACCUUCCUACUGCUACCUACCUGGAUUGUCCUGGUACCUCUGGCUCAGCCUCUUCCAGUAAGAUAUUUCACGAUGCCAAUGACUUGGUUCUGCUGAUUCCCGAAUCAUCCUGCAAACCCAUCCUCCCUCUCGUCACCUUCCAUGUUUAACACCCAGCUCUGGCUGGAUCACUUGCCUGCUUACAGAGAGCAGGCCCUCUAGAACCUCUUCAACUUCCCUUUCAGGCUCAUCGUCCACUAUCCCUCACUAAUACCAGUUUCCAUCCCCAGGACUUUUUUUCUCUACCAAGAAUGCCCUCUUUCCCAACCUAAUUAUCUGAAUCCCACCUACCUUUCAAAGUCCAACUCAAACAGUGUCUCCUCCUUAAAAGGAUGUUCUGCCCUGCUAGACAUGCUUCUUCCUCCUGAAUGUGCCUCCUGAAAUUUUCUUCUGAUUAAACAUACACAGCUACCUUGAAUUGUGGUAACUGGCUGCCUCUUUAUUGCUUUCCUACUGAAUUAUAAACCCUCACCUUUGAAUAUUUUGUUUUUAAUCCUAUAGAGUUUUAUGCACUGUUGGCAACAAAAAUAUAUUUGCUUAAUAAACCAAUAAAAAAUAAGGUCUAAAAAAGCAACAAAUUUAAAAGUUCCAUGACUUAUUUUUUCAAGUUUAAUCUGUAACAAGCAGAUUUUGACUUAAUCUCACAGCUGGGUUUUUAAGAAGUCAAAUUUCAUUGGUAUGCUCCAGAUAACACCCUCACUCCUUCCUUUUCUCUUUCCCUCUCAGACUCUCUGCAGAAUGAGGGCCUCAUCUCAAAUAGUCUCUGCCCGUAUAAACACAGAACUUUUGAUAGUUUUAUUGUUGAUACUUACAGACCUGACCAAGCAAGCCCCUCAAGAUAGGGUUGUUAAAGGGCUAGAGCCAACCUGAUUCUCUACAUCUGAAACAAUAAUUACAGAGCUCUUCUGGAAUAAUCAAAUCAUAGAACUCUACCUCGUAGGAUGGAACAGAAACAUUGGCUCAGCUAAAGAGUGGGUGUUUUCCUUAGAUUGUGGAAUCAUGGCUGAUGGUUAGGACCUUAAAUAUAUUGAGGUGGCUAAUUGAUGUAUAAUAAUUUACAAAAUUAUUCUUCUAUGCUACAGAGCUACAAUUCAAUUUACAGUAGUAAAUAUGAGGGCCUUCUUAAGGAAUCAGAAAUAUGAGGAUAUGCACAAUAUUAUUCACAUUUUACAGAUCAGAAAAUUGAGGCACAGAUUAAGUAACUUCCCAAGGCUACCAGGCAUUCUAGCUCCAGAAGCUGCGCUCCUACCAUUCUGCAACAAGACAUUUCGAAAAAAAGAAAAAGUAAAAAGAAGUCAAAAGGCAACAGAGUUCAUUGAUUAUUCCGCAGAACAGUCACACCAUGCCAUUCUCACACCCUUGCAGACACACUUGACCAUGAAAGGUUCCUCAGUGAAAGGUUCCUCAUUAUCUUCAGAAGCCAUAUUAUUCACAUUGACUUUGCAGUUAACUCAGACCCUAGGUCUGGAAUGCUGUCUUCUCUACCUAUCCAAAACUAUACAUCCACAGACCAUAUAAACUCUCAGCCCUGCUGCAAAGCCUUUACAGAAAAAUAAAAAUGGUUGAAAAGGCAAUUCUGCUACCAAUGACUGUUUAAGCCCAGCCAAGGAACUGAACCAUUCCAACUUCAAUUUACUUAUGAAAAGAAUUUGAUGAUGUAGGAGGUUAUUUCAAUUAUAAAAUACAAACCCAUGUUGAUCUUUCUCAAUCUUGAACUCAUAGAUUAUUAUCUAUUAUCUCAAUUUAGUUUGUUAUUUAUCCUAGUGGGCCA
This is a messenger RNA of Symphalangus syndactylus (siamang), 3226 nucleotides long. It is a transcript of the gene PBOV1, whose product is annotated as prostate and breast cancer overexpressed 1. Lineage: Eukaryota; Metazoa; Chordata; Mammalia; Primates; Hylobatidae. The record is from RefSeq and is a predicted model, not a curated record.